CUCCAUCUCUACAUUUGCUCCCUCUGGGGCCCCGCCCGCCCCGGAAGCAGGGAGAAAAGCGGGCCGAGCCCUUCCUCUCCCCGCACCGCCCGGAGAGGUCGGGUAAGGGAGACGGGUGUGUGGGAGGGGGAGUCUCAGGCCUGGAGGAUCCGGCUGUCAUCCCGUCCCGGGAUCGCGCGAACCCGGGAGUUCUGUCCCUAGGCUCCUCCGUCUCCGUCCUGUCGUGCUCAGGGUGACGUGCCCACCCUGGGCAAAGAGCCAGAAGCUGGAUCUCAGGGAUGCCCGGGUCCCUAAAGGAGGCACAGACCUGGAGACUUCUCUCACAGGUGGUCCCCCUCCUCCAGGCGGUGAUGACCCCCAAGCCAGCCGGACCCCCGGACGGGGGCUGGGGCUGGGUCGUGGCGGCCGCAGCCUUCGCGGUGAAUGGGCUCUCCUACGGACUGUUACGCUCCCUGGGCCUCGCCCUCCCUGACCUCGCGGAGCAUUUUGACCGAAGCGCUCAGGACACUGCGUGGGUCAGCGCCCUGGCCCUGGCCGUGCAGCAGGCAGCCAGCCCAGUGGGCAGCGCCCUGAGCACCCGCUGGGGGGCGCGCCCCGUGGUGAUGGUUGGGGGCGUCCUCACCUCGCUCGGCUUCGUCUUCUCGGCUUUCGCCCGCAGUCUGCUGCACCUCUACCUUGGCCUGGGCGUCCUUGCUGGCUCCGGCUGGGCCCUGGUAUUCGCCCCUGCCCUCGGGACCCUCUCCCGUUACUUCUCCCGCCGUCGAGUCUUGGCCGUGGGGCUGGCACUCACGGGCAACGGGGCCUCCUCGCUGCUUCUGGCGCCCGCCUUGCAGCUCCUCCUCGAUAAUUUCGGCUGGCGGGGCGCCCUGCUCCUCCUUGGCUCCAUUACCCUCCACCUCACCCCCUGUGGCGCCCUGCUGCGACCCCUGGCGCUCCCUGGAGACCCCCUGGGCCCACCCCGAAGCCCGCUAGCUGCCCUCGGCCUAGGUCUCUUCACACGCCGGGCCUUCUUAGUUUUUGCUCUAGGCACGGCCUUGGUGGGGGGCGGGUACUUCGUCCCCUACGUGCACCUGGCUCCUCACGCUUUAGAUCGGGGCCUGGGGGGGUAUGGGGCGGUGCUGGUGGUGACGGUGGCUGCCGUGGGGGACGCGGGCGCCCGGCUGCUCUGCGGGUGGCUGGCGGACCAGGGUUGGGUGCCCCUCCCGCGGUUGCUGGCGAUGUUCGGGGCCCUGACAGGGUUAGGGCUGCUGGCGGUGGGUCUGGUGCCGGUGGUGGGGAACGAGGAGAGCUGGGGGGGCCCCCUGCUGGCCGCGGCUGCGGCCUACGGGCUGAGCGCCGGAAGUUACGCCCCGUUGGUUUUCGGCGUGCUCCCGGGGAUGGUGGGCGUCGGCGGUGUGGUGCAGGCCACCGGGCUGGUGAUGAUGCUGAUGAGCCUGGGGGGGCUUCUGGGCCCUCCCCUGUCAGGCUUCCUAAGGGAUGAGACAGGAGACUUCACCGCCUCCUUCCUCGUGUGCAGCUCUUUCAUCCUCUCUGGCAGCUUCAUCUACAUGGGGCUGCCCAGUGCGCUGCCCUCCUGCCGUCCAGCCUCACGUCCAGGCACCCCACCCCCUGAGAGGGGGGAGCUGCUCCCCAACCCUCAGGUUGCCCUGCUCCCCCCAGGAGGCCCUCACUCCACUCUGGACAGCACUUGUUGACCAUUUUCUUGUUUGAGCCUCGCCCCCAAUAAAGACUUUCUAUCUGCUUUUGUUAGGCAAUCUAGGAUGCUGCAAACAUUCUACUUAAAAUAUCCAAAAAGGCUGGUUGAUAGGAACAGGAUCCCCCAAGCCACGCGAGGCAGGAAGGGUGUUUGUCUAGUCAGUCCGUUUCUCUUUGCCCAAGUUCUUGCCAUUAUAACAGGAAAUCUUUGAGAAACUGUCUGCCUAUCAGCUUCAGUUUGUUGGAGGAGGGGGGUGCUCAUGGGUGCUAGCUGCCCCAUCCUCAUUUCCCAGAUAACUCUCUCCUGCAUUUCAGUCUCCUACUGGCCUGAUGAAAACAUAAGAAUCCCAGACCCAGACUUCAGCUCUCUUAGCUUUAUCUCCCCCUCCCCAGCUAGCACCCCCCACAUGUCCCUCACCAUUUUCUUAAUUUCUUUCCUAAGUUACAGGGGAUAGUGGGAAAGAGGGAGGUCAGUGGGCAAGUAGGAGGAACUGUGAUCCAGAGAGCAGAGUCCAGGGUUAAAUGCUCUGGGUCACCAGAGCUCCUGGAUACCUCCCCUCCAGUCCCCAGCGUGACCCCAUUCAGCCAACCCAGGCAUAUGGGACCCAAUUCUUUUUGAAGUUCUGAUUAUUGUCCGGUUUUCUUAUUCAGUUUUAUCUCAAAGGGGCAUCCCUCUUUCCCAAAGAUCUGUCUUCAGGGAAGAAAUGUGGGAGGCAACACCAGAGAUCACAUGUAAAACAUGAUAAGUCUCUUGGCCUUUGAGUUUCCACAGUCGAUUCACAGCUCAGUGGAGCAGGCUGAACUCCUGGAUCCUUCAGAAAAGGUUGUGCGAGCGAAGAAGAGAUAAGACAAAAUACAAAGGGUUGGCACACACAUCGCAGGAGCCCCAGGCCUGCUCUGGGGGGGAGGAGGCAGAUAACGAUGCUUAAGGCACUGUGGUUCUGUGGGUGCCAAGAUGGGGCAGAAGACCUGGAGCCAACAACCCCUGGGUUUCUGGGUCUGACUCCCCCUUCCUGGAGUUCAGUCCUCUCCCAGCCCCUCCCUGGGCAGGGGGACUUUGGUAUCCAGUGCCUCUGUUACAGGGUCCUGGGGCUUGGAGGUAGGAGCUGACAAGCAGAAGAAGUGGGGCAGAGUGAUGAGAACUCCACUCCCUGCAAGAAGGAAGGCCCCAGCCACCACAAAAGAAGCUGUGUAGGUGCCUGUCACAUCCCGGAGGUAGCCUAGAUUCAAGAGAGAAAAAGAAUAUACAUGGGUGAUCUGUUUCCUGGGACUCAGACACAUUUUGGGGUGGAGGGAAGAAAAUAAUCCUUAACCCAUCAUCUUGGAGAAUUAGAACUCUCAAGGUAGGACUGGAUGAGCUCGAGAACUCAGGCUUCCCAGGGGCCUCAAAAGGCCAUUUCAACCACCUUCCUGCUUUCAGAAAGGAUCUCUGAACCAGCCAGUGGGGAUUUGGGGAUCCGGAUGGAGUCAGGCACACUUGUGCCUUUCUUUCCAGUAGCUGUGGCCUUCUCUUCCAUGCCUUCAGUUAAUAGUUAGGAAAAUGUUAAGGGUCUGAAGGUUCUGGCAUCAGGAGCCUGGAGAACUUUGACCAGAUGGCUCAGACCCCUGGCCUGGGGCCCAGUGGGCCAAGGGAAAAGGCAGACACUGGCAUGUUAUGUCUGGCCAGGUCUGACCAGGUCCUCUGAAAACCCCAACUGUAGGUACCCUGCCACUUUGGACCCAUUUCAGGGCUGCUGUGAUUGACCAUGCAGGCUGUGUAUGUACCAUACCAGAGGGCAGUAUUCACAUAACUAUAAUGUCAAUUCCCUCCCUGAAUGGUAUGACGUGGCAGCCCGCACCCACCUGGAAAUCCCAGUCCCCUUACCUGAUAGAGGAGCCCCCAGCAGCCCCCCGAUGCUUUCUACCAUCUGCACCAGUCCCAGGCCACAGUAUAUCUUUCCAGUUCCCACCAGUUCAGGCAGCACGGAGAAGGCCACUGGGGUCAGGGCCCCUGAUGUGAAGCCAUAGGCCACAGUCAGAGCCACCAGGGCUGUGGGAGCCUGAGCCGCAGGGUACAGGGCCAGUAUCACCCCAGUCAGGGUGGUCCAGAGCAUCAGGAGUCUUGCCACAGGCCCUGGGACUGCAUCCCCUAGCCACCCAGAAGCCACACGCCCCACAGGGUCAGAAAUAGCCGCCACUGAGAGCAGGAAGGCAGCAGGCAGUGGGUCCCAAUCUAGGUCCCGAAGAUGGGCCACCAGGUGCACGUAGGGAAUGAAGUAGCCAGUGUUGAUCAGGGUGAGGGCAACGGUGUAACGGAGGAAGGGGCCAUGAUGGAGAAGGUUGGCAAGUUGGGCCCCAGGGCCACCCACGACAGGGUCCUCGGCCAGGGAGAGUGGGCGGAGAAGAGCACCACAGGCCACCAAGUGGAGGGAGAGGGCAGACACCAGCAGCAGGGCCCCCCGCCAGGCGUACUGGCUGAGCAGCCAUUGGAAGAGUGGAGCAAAAGCAAAGGAGGAGAGGCCCACGCCCGUCAGUGCUAGCCCAGUGGCCAGGGAUCGCCGACGAGAGAAGUAACGGGACAGGCAGGCCAGGGUGGGAGUGAAGGUCAAGGCCCAGCCAGAUCCUGUCAAAAAGGAAGAAAUGGGGGUUGAGGGACCCAUAAGGAGCUCAGGGCACACAAUCAUCCCAACACUGCCCAGCAGCAGAAGGUAGCACAGGUGUAAAUUACAAUCCUAGCUUGAUACUUGCUAGCUGUAUGACCUUGUCUAUUUACUUAAUCUCCUAGCCUCAAUCUCAUCUGCAAGAUGGGGGUAAUAUACUUUAUGGGACUCUGGAAUGUUUGCAAAGUUAACUACCAUAGAACUCUGGAGUUAGACCUGGGCUCUACCAUUUCUGGCUGUGUGAACUUCACUUGCCAAGUUGCAUAAGCUUAAAGCCUUUCCUCAUCUGUAAAUAGGAUAAUGAUAUCUAUUUCACAGCUUUCACAUCUGACACAAUUUUACAGUAAUUCUUCCUUUUACACUCCAGUCCCACUAGCCCUGGGCUUGUGUCUUUGAAUUUCCUGAUUUCCCCUAACCUGUUUAUCAUUUUAGUCACCUCUCUUAAGAAUUCCCUUCUGGGGGAGUUUGCUGGUGGCGCAGUGGUUAAGAAUCCGCCUGCCAAUGCAGGGGACACGGGUUCGAGCUCUGGUCUGGGAAGGAGCAAGGGCCACGGAGCAACUGAGCCUGUGCACCCCAACUACUGAGCCUGCGCUCUACAGCCCGCGAGCCACAACUAUAAAUCCCACAUGCCACAAAUACUGAAGCCCGCGCGCCUAGAGCCUGUGCUCCGCAACAAGAGAAGUCACCGCCAAGAGAAGCCCGGCGCACCGCAACGAAGAGUAGCCCCCCCUCGAUGCAACUAGAGAAAGCCCACGCGCAGCAACGUAGACACAACGCAGCCAUAAAUAAACCGAUGUAAUUAAAAACAAAAUUGCCUUCGGGGCACAGGU
This is a messenger RNA of Globicephala melas (long-finned pilot whale), 5164 nucleotides long. The record is from RefSeq and is a predicted model, not a curated record. Lineage: Eukaryota; Metazoa; Chordata; Mammalia; Artiodactyla; Delphinidae.